Colletes gigas is the source of this 1820-nucleotide messenger RNA. RefSeq lists its product as uncharacterized. The record is from RefSeq and is a predicted model, not a curated record. Gene Ontology annotation, biological process: selenocysteine incorporation. Gene Ontology annotation, cellular component: ribonucleoprotein complex. The transcript has 6 exons. The coding region runs from base 162 to 1784 and encodes 540 amino acids. Lineage: Eukaryota; Metazoa; Arthropoda; Insecta; Hymenoptera; Colletidae. Gene Ontology annotation, molecular function: ribonucleoprotein complex binding; selenocysteine insertion sequence binding; mRNA 3'-UTR binding.
CUAGAAUGCGACGUACAUUUUGCGUACUUGACGAUAGUGAAGGGCAUACAUAGCAAUUAAGAAUAGUAUUCCUGUACAAAUGGCAACGCUGCUGACGACAUAGCGAUCGAUAAUCACCAACGAAGGAAAUUAAGACAAUUGAACUCUUUAAGUGUAACACAAUGCAAAAAUCGCAGACUGCUAACCAGACGUGGUCAUUUCACACAAGUGACAGUGGUAAUUCUAAUAAUUUAUGGCCAGAGCUUUGUCAAAUGAAUCAGGUCAAAUGUUCUGUACGCAAAAAAGAACCAACAGAUACAGAAGAAAGAAUAACAAACUUGGAUGAUUCUGAAUAUCCUGAAUUAAGCAGUUCAAUGAUCGGUAAUAAGAAUUGUCUAACAAUGAGAAAACAAGAUUUGUCACAGCCUAUUAUUGAAAUUUUUACACCAACACAAUUAAACAUGGAACCAAAGAGGCCAAAAAGGUUCAAGAGAACAGACAAAAUCUGCAUUAACCUUCAAGAAGCUUUGCAGGACACCAGAUGCACAAAUAAAAUUAAUAACAGAGCAUUACCAAAAUUCAGAAUUAAUAUUUAUAAGGGGACUCCCGGUAUAAUAUCGUCAAAUAUUGUCGACAGAAACAAAAUUUCCAAUUUGAAAAAAGUUAGGAUAUGUAUUUCCAGAGAUAAGAAACCCUCAAAAUUGAAAAGAAUUAUUUUAUUAAAUCGUGAUAUCAGAGCACAUAUAAAUACGCAAAAACGAGAGGCUUUCGAACGUGAGAAAAUGCAGGCUAUUUGCCAAGAUGUCGAUAAUAUUAAUUUCAACGCUUUAAAAAUUACUGCUGAUCCUGAGAUAGACCUAAAUUAUGUUAAACGUAUGUGUACGAUGACACUGUACGGUAAAGAUUAUGGAUCUAGAAAUGUGGAACAUAUUCCUGAAAGUUCUGUAUAUCACAGACCAGAUGUUAUCAAGAAGCUAAAUAAUCUUUGCAUUCAAGGAAAAUGUAUGUCAGUUGAAAAUAGUAAUGAUCAAACUACUUAUGAAAUAUGCGACGAUAUAGUUGAAAAUAGUAAUGUUCAAACUACUUAUGAAAUAUGCGACGAUAUAGUUGAAAAUGUUAUAAAACGUACAUUUUCCCUUGACAUAAAAGAAGAUAUUAAACAAGAAAUUAAAGACGAACCUAUGAGUAACACUAAAUCAGACAUUAGAAAUUUUGUAAUACAUUCUCGAAAUUUUAGAGAAUACUGCACGAACAUGUUAACACCAAGCUUGACGAAUAGCCUAGAGAUACUUCUACGAGAAAUUAAAAGACUUCAAAAAAGGCUGCACGAGAAAAAUCCGAACAAAUCCAGAUAUAAACGGCGUUACUAUGCCGGUUUGAAGGAAGUCCGGAAGCACGUUGAAUUAAAGAAAAUUAAAUUUGUGAUUAUCGCACCUGACCUUGAAAAAGUUGAACUCGAAGGUGGAUUGGACGAUCAAGUUGACAAAUUGCUCGAAGCAUGCAAGAUACAGAACGUGAUUUACUGUUUCGCUCUGGGUAGACGGAAAUUAGGAUAUUAUUCUCACGGAAAAGGACUCGUAGGCUGUAUCGGUGUCGCAAAUUACAGCGGUGCCGAAGAACUUUUCAAAAACGUUUUAAGAGAACUGAUGCACGCCCGGAACACAUUCAAACAACUGAGUGGCGCGACGAACGCCAUCAUCGAUCUAUCGAAAUUAAUUUCGGACGAUUAUCUGCUCUCGGAAAAUAUUACCACUCUUAUAAACGUUUUAUCGCCUAAUUAUAUACAUUGCAACGUGCAUUCCUAAAGAAAAUGUAUUUAGAAGUGUAGUUUAAAAAUGUAU